AUGGCGCCCAUGGGAUCUCGUAAGAGAAUAAAGCCCAGCCCGUCGAACACGGAGUCGCAAUCUACAACCUCAUUGAGUGGCGAGACUAUCUCAUCUUCAGCAGGGAAUCAGCGCCUCAACUCGCAGAGGCAAGGCGGCGGUAAUUGGUAUCCUGCUCUUUGGCCUGCUGUCUCUAAAUCAUCCAAAGCCGCACCUGUUACCGAGGUUGCCCGCGAAAGCAUUUCGGCUGCUAAAAAUGUAGCACCAAGCAUAAUCAAACCGUCGGAUCCGAUUUUUAAACCUCCAAAGCAACACAGACAUCCUUCGCUCCAGCUCACGAAGAGAGAGGGUGUUUCAACCAGAUCUCUCCCCGCAGACGCCACGACAACCAAAAUCAACAUUGCCUCCGAUGGUUCUACAUCCAGCCCUACAUUGGACUCUCAGCUUGACUCUGCUGGUUCAGCAACAAACCUUAGUGGCAAAGAAGAAACAAGUGACGAAAUUGCAGUGACUGCGGCGGACCAGAAUAAAGGACAACCACAACCCACAACCGAGACAUCGGCGCCGGAUACAGUUACCGAAGCAGGGGAAACAAGUCAGACCCAGGCACCUCCAAAUCCAGCUGCUGGCUGGUUUUCAUGGUUCUACACGUCGACUGCGGUGGUAGAUACCCUUAGUGGCCCUGACCCAGCACCUACACCCGAAAUUGAAAGCACUCAGACGGAACCGAUCACUGCGGCCCAGACGCCCAAGGACAGCGAAGAUACGUCGGGUGAUCAAGUGGCAGAAACGCCAAAUGACCCCUUGCCAAAUACAGAAAGUGCUGCGCCCAGCCAAAAGCGAACCUGGUUCCAAAUGUGGUACGGCUCAUCAGCGCCAUCGCAAGGGUCGGAACCACCCAAGCCUGAAUCACCGGACAGCAACCAACAUAGCGAAUCCAAUGAGUCCAAUGAGCCACCUCCCGCAGCAGAAGAGCCUGUUCAUGACGCUGAGCCUACAGUAGUGGCCUCAGGGCCAGAACAUGCAGAAUGCGGGAGUACCAAUGGCCAAAGCAAUACAGCCGUAAAAAAUGCUAGGUCUUCUGGUUGGUCAUUUUGGUUCAGGGAUACAUCUCACAGUUCGGUUCAAGAGCCAUCCCCGGAUGUUCAGUCAGUCGAAGUCCCUCCUGUGCAGGACAUUUCAUGCAAGGGGCUUCAAAAUGAACCACAUGCAGAGGCAAAGGUGGAACAGAAAGCAGAACCCGCCAAAAAAGGGACUGUCAAAAUCAAGACUCCCAAAAGCAGUGCUGCGGCCACUGACACGAUCCCCUCUGAUUCACAAACGCUUCCAGAUGCUUUAACAUCAAAACCACCUGAGGCUGCUGCCUCAAAACAUCUCCAGAGAGUACUACCCAAUCAGGUAUUGCCACAUUUUUCAGAUACUUUUGCUAUUAAAGAAACGCCAUCGCUUUUGCAAACAAUCGGUCGGUUUUUGCAUUACCAGAAGGGGACCGACAGCAAGUAUGUUCACAGGAUCAGAGAUCCACCCCGCAUCAAGAGAGCAUUGGCUAUUGGAGUACAUGGAUACUUUCCUGCUCCUUUGAUAAGGUCAGUUCUCGGUCAACCAACUGGUACUUCAGUCAGGUUUGCCACCAUGGCAGCUGCUGCCAUACACAAGUGGACAGAAAGUCACGGGUAUGCAUGUGAGAUCGAAAAGAUUGCUCUGGAGGGUGAAGGCCGCAUUGCGGAACGUGUGGACCUCUUGUGGAAGCUACUUCUCAACUGGAUGGAGGAGAUACGGAAGGCCGACUUCAUCUUAAUUGCCUGUCACAGCCAAGGUGUCCCAGUUGCGAUUAUGCUGGUUGCGAAGCUCAUUGCUUUUGGCUGUCUGAAUGCUUCUCGUGUCGGCAUAUGUGCCAUGGCCGGUGUCAAUAUGGGCCCGUUCUCUGACUACAGAUCUCGAUGGAUUAGUGGCUCUGCUGGCGAGCUGUUCGAAUUUGCCCUCCCCUACAGCCAAGUAUCCAAAGAUUAUGAAGCGGCACUGAGGUGUGCCCUCAACUUUGGGGUCCGGAUUUCAUACGUUGGAAGUAUUGACGACCAGCUAGUAUCCCUGGAGUCAUCUCUGUUUUCUCCCGUUAUUCAUCCAUACAUCUACCGAGCGGUGUUUGUGGAUGGCAGAGUCCAUGCACCAAGCUUCCUCUCACAUCUCGUUGGGUUCGUCCUUAAGCUGCGAAAUCUCGGGAUAUCGGACCACGGCCUUAUUCGAGAACUGAGCUCUCCACUAGCAGGAAGCCUUUACUCCGGCGAAGGCCACUCGCGCCUUUAUGAUGACGAAGCUGUUUAUCGACUGGCAAUCGAAUUUGCUCUGGAAACCUCCAGUGUUAACGGCGCCAGCCUCGACAUCAGAAGAAGCCAUCCCUCACAACCAGCGAACCCUUACAUACUCCCAUUUGCCAUGCGAGGUCUUCUCGAGGAGGAAUAUGUUCGCCGCGAGCUCUACGAAGAAACGAUGCAGCUAUUAAGGCAGUUCGAUGAUUGGAAACCUGCUAGCAAAGUUCUGAAGGAUGUCAAGUUCAGACUUGAAGGCAUACGGUCUAAACUAUGA
This is a messenger RNA of Aspergillus clavatus NRRL 1, 2562 nucleotides long. RefSeq lists its product as uncharacterized. Lineage: Eukaryota; Fungi; Ascomycota; Eurotiomycetes; Eurotiales; Aspergillaceae. The coding region runs from base 1 to 2562 and encodes 853 amino acids. The record is from RefSeq and is a predicted model, not a curated record. The transcript has 5 exons.